Molecule: messenger RNA, 1458 nt
Organism: Salvia splendens (bonfire salvia)
Lineage: Eukaryota; Viridiplantae; Streptophyta; Magnoliopsida; Lamiales; Lamiaceae
Product: cyclin-U1-1
Exons: 2
Coding region: 73-1101 (342 amino acids)
Biological process (GO): regulation of cyclin-dependent protein serine/threonine kinase activity
Molecular function (GO): protein kinase binding
Source: RefSeq, a predicted model, not a curated record
AAUCAAAUUCCACACCACAGCCGAUAAAAACCGCAAAAAUGCCCCCAGCGCCGCCUCACAACGCCACUGUAGAUGUUAUCCGGCGGAGAUCGGCGGCACCACCAGCCGCGGCUGACGGAGCCGAGCAGCUACGACGCAUCAACCACUCCGAGAGUCCUCACCGUCCUCUCCUGCGUUCUGGAGAAGCUCGUCGCUCGGAACGAUCAAUUGAGCGGCGGCGGCGGGAAGAGCCUGAGCGCGUUCCACGGCGUGCGAUCACCGGCGAUCGGGCUGGAUAAGUACGUGGAGCGGAUCUACAAGUACACCAGCUGCAGUCCGUCGUGCUUCGUGGUGGCGUUCGUGUACAUCGAUCGGCUGCUCCACCGCUAUCCGGAUUCGCUCGUGGUUUCGCUCAAUGUUCAUCGCUUGCUCGUCACCAGCGUCAUGAUUGCUUCCAAAAUUCUCGAUGAUGAGUCUCCUCUUAAACCAAUUCAGCCGAAGGAGAUGCUAUAUCAUUUCUUGUCUCGAAAUUCGGAUCCAGUAAUGGAUGGAGAUUACCAAUUUACCCAUCUCUUCCCUCUUUCAUCGUUCCGCCGCUCCAUUCUUCAACCCCACAAAAAUCCCCACACCACCUCAUCGAUAAAUCUUCUCCAAGACCAUCACCAAAAGAAUUUCCUCAAACCAACCCCUCCUCUCCUUCCUCUUCCUCCCUGCAACGCGUCCCUUGCAAUUGUUAGGGUUUCGCCCGAUUUCGCAACCCUUCUGGGGUUGCAGCAGAAAUUAACCCCAUCUCGGAAUAAUGGAUUCUUGAAUAUGUUGAAAUUGAUGCAGAAGAUAGCCUUGCAAUUGUAUGUUGCAGCCGAGAGAGGUGCAAGCCCUAGCUCUGGUGUCUCAGGAAUUGGGGAUUCUACAAUUAGUGAUGGUGGAGCAGGGGAAAGUGAACUUGGUGGAGAUUUGAGGGAGGAUUUGGGGGGUAAUAGCGAAUUGGGUAGUAGGGGAAGGAGGAUUGAGGAGAUUUUGAAGGAGCUAAGGCCAACUGCAAUACAUGUUGAGGAUAUAUCUUAUCAGCAUGCCGGCCAUUCCGGGGUGGCCGGUAGCGAUGGAGAGACGCAUUUCAAUUGAGGGCAGAGUUGGAAUUGCAUAUGGUGGGUAUUAUUAAAAAAAAUUGACAAACAAAAUAAAAUUAGUAUUUCCGGAAGCAUUCCUAUAAGCUUGAACACAAUGAACUCAAGGAUUAAAACCAUGACGGAAUAGUGCCAAAACCGGAUCAGAUUAAAUUGAGCAUAUAUCAUGUCAGCCAACUUGAACAGCCCCUAAAUGUAGUAUGAUAUUGCAGACACUACACCAAUGCAUUCUACGCUCGAGUUGGAGGGGUGAGCAAUCCGGAAUUGAAUAAACUAGAAUUAGAGCUACUGUUUUUGUUAGAUUUUGAGGUGACUGUCAGCUCUCGAGUCUUUGAGAGCUAUUGCCAGCACUUGG